Molecule: messenger RNA, 279 nt
Organism: Durusdinium trenchii
Lineage: Eukaryota; Dinophyceae; Suessiales; Symbiodiniaceae
Source: the annotation of a GenBank genome assembly
AUGUUCUUCUUUGUACCCGGGUUCACCUGUGGGAGAACCCUCAGCGCAUCCGGUCUUGGAUGUGUUCGGCACUUCCCUCAGCCGAACCAAGCUGUUCCAGGCCACCACGCCGAGCCCUCGCAGCCGCGGGGCUUCUGCCUCUUCGGGAACGUGGCGCUCGGCGCGGCCCUGGCGCAGGCGAAAGGCUGGGCAUCCAAAGUGCUGAUCGUGGACUUCGAUGUGCACCAUGGCAACGGCACUCAGCGGAUGUUCGAAGAUGACCCCAGUGUGGCCUGGUGA